Molecule: messenger RNA, 452 nt
Organism: Linum tenue
Lineage: Eukaryota; Viridiplantae; Streptophyta; Magnoliopsida; Malpighiales; Linaceae
Source: the annotation of a GenBank genome assembly
GAGAAGGGGUGGUUUGAUUGUGCCAUUGGCUUCUCGAACAAGGAAGGAUUCGUUCAAGAGAGUUGCCAGCAACACAAAUAUUUUCUACGAUUACUUACAAGCACAAGGAUAUGGCUUGAGGAGAGAGUUCCAAGAAUAUAGAAAAUUCCAAUCCUCCUCGUCUCCGCCAUUUUUCUAAAAAGGAGAAGAGUAAAUCAUGUAUGAAGGAUGUGAAUAUUGAAGAACCAAAUCCACAACAACCACCAACUUUGGAACAACCUCAAAAAGAUCAUCAAGGGAAUCAAGUUAGCCCAAUAGUUGGAAUGGAACACCUCACUCAUGCAUUCCUCGACAAUAUUCCCGAGCAAUUUAAAGCCAAUCUCUUAUUGCUCCAAGAUCUUCUUCAAGGAAGAAACAUGUGCCUCAACUGGAUCCUUUUUGCUUAGCUUAGGAUAGAAGAAGUCAUUUGUUCC